This is a messenger RNA of Jaculus jaculus (lesser Egyptian jerboa), 1026 nucleotides long. It is a transcript of the gene A3galt2, whose product is annotated as alpha 1,3-galactosyltransferase 2. The coding region runs from base 1 to 1026 and encodes 341 amino acids. The transcript has 5 exons. Gene Ontology annotation, molecular function: hexosyltransferase activity. Lineage: Eukaryota; Metazoa; Chordata; Mammalia; Rodentia; Dipodidae. The record is from RefSeq and is a predicted model, not a curated record. Gene Ontology annotation, biological process: carbohydrate metabolic process. Gene Ontology annotation, cellular component: membrane; Golgi apparatus; vesicle.
AUGGCUCUCAAGGGACUCAGGGCCAGGAAGAGACUCUGGUGGCCGCGGCUGCUCCUCCUGUCUGCAUUAGGCUUCUUAGGCCUGCUCCUGUACAGGACUGCCGUGGUCAGGCAACUGGAAGUCUUCAUUCCCAUGGGUGUUUGCCCUUCAGCCAUAAUGCCCCUGGUGAGAGACAACUUCACAGGUGUCCUGCGCCACUGGGCCCGGCCUGAAGUCCUGACCUGUACUUCCUGGGGAGCCCCCAUUAUUUGGGAUGGCACCUUUGAACCAGAUGUAGCCCAGCAAGAGGCUAGACGGCAGAACCUCACCAUUGGGCUGACUGUCUUUGCUGUGGGCAGGUACCUAGAGAAGUACCUGGAGAGCUUCCUGAAGACGGCCGAGCAGCACUUCAUGGUGGGCCAGCGCGUGGUGUACUACGUGUUCACCGACAGGCCGGCCGCGGUGCCCGGCGUGGAGCUGGGGCCCGGCCGGCGGCUGCGCGUGGAGCCCGUGGCGCGCGAGCCGCGGUGGCAGGACGUGUCGAUGGCGCGCAUGCGCACGCUGCACGAGGCGCUGGCCGGGCGGCUGGGCCGCGAGGCGGACUUCGUCUUCUGCUUGGACGUGGACCAGCGCUUCGUGGGCGACUUCGGGCCCGAGGCGCUGGCCGACCUGGUGGCGCAGCUGCACGCGUGGCACUACCGCUGGCCGAGGUGGCUGCUGCCCUACGAGCGCGACCGGCGCUCGGCCGCGGCGCUGCGGCCCGGCGAGGGCGACUUCUACUACCACGCGGCGCUGUUCGGCGGGCGCGUGGCGGCCCUGCGCGCGCUCACGGCGCACUGCGCGCGCGGCCAGCGGCGGGACCGCGAGCGCGGCGUCGAGGCGCUCUGGCACGACGAGAGCCACCUCAACCAGUUCCUGUGGCGCCACAAGCCCACCAAGUUGCUGUCGCCCGAGUUCUGCUGGGCCCCGGAAGUCGGCCGGAGGAUGGAGAUCCGCCGCCCGCGCCUGCUCUGGGCGCCCAAGGAAUACGCGCUGGUGCGAGCCUAG